Molecule: messenger RNA, 3150 nt
Organism: Microsporum canis CBS 113480
Lineage: Eukaryota; Fungi; Ascomycota; Eurotiomycetes; Onygenales; Arthrodermataceae
Product: mitochondrial presequence protease
Exons: 2
Coding region: 1-3150 (1049 amino acids)
Biological process (GO): protein processing
Cellular component (GO): mitochondrial matrix
Molecular function (GO): metal ion binding
Source: RefSeq, a predicted model, not a curated record
AUGCUACGCUCAGGAAGCAGAUUGAGCAAGCUGGGAAUCUUCAGAGCUCCCUUGGCCUUGUCGAGACAUGCACCGCUGCAAGGGAACAGCCUGAGAGUCAAGGAGAGAUGGGCGUCUACCGUCACGGCACUUGAGAGCUAUCCGUCGGCUGGCGAGAAGCUCCAUGGCUUCAUCGUUCAGGAGAAAAAACAUAUUCCGGAGCUCCAUUUGAGUGCUAUUCACCUAAAGCACGAGAAGACGGACGCAGACUACCUUCAUGUUGCGAGAGAUGAUAAGAAUAAUGUCUUUGGAAUCUCCUUUAAGACGAAUCCUCCAGAUGCCACCGGUGUGCCACAUAUCCUCGAACACACCACGCUUUGCGGCAGUGAAAAAUAUCCUGUUCGAGAUCCUUUUUUCAAGAUGUUACCCCGUUCGCUCUCGAAUUUUAUGAAUGCCUUCACCUCCUCUGACCAUACCACCUAUCCCUUCGCCACAACCAAUAAGAAAGACUUUCAGAAUUUGCUAUCUGUCUACCUAGAUGCAACAUUGCACCCGCUCCUCAAAGAAGAGGAUUUUCGCCAGGAGGGCUGGCGGCUAGGCCCAGAAAACGCUCGUCCUGAACAAACUCCGGAAGGUGCUUCGGAUGAACAAGCAAAGGAUGAUAUUGUCUUCAAAGGCGUGGUCUAUAACGAGAUGAAAGGGCAGAUGUCGGAUGCAAACUAUCUCUACUACAUCAGAUUUAGAGAACAAAUUAUUCCAACCCUAAACAAUUCUGGUGGAGACCCCAAGUUCAUCCCGGACCUUACGCAUAAACAGCUAGUCGAUUACUCAAAAUCAAACUACCAUCCGAGCAAUGCAAGGAUUUUUACCUAUGGGGAUAUGCCUCUAGCUGGCCAUUUGGCUCAGGUCGGCGAAGUUCUUGACGGGUUCGAGAAGAAGUCAAGGCCGCUUGAUGUCAAGCUCCCUGUCGACCUUAGUUCUGGACCAACUAAUAUAACGGUGACAGGACCAAUUGAUACCUUUGCCAGCGAGGAUAAACAAACAAAGACCUCGGUCUCCUGGCUUGCGGGGGAUUCUAGCGAUAAUGUCGAGCUUUUCUCGAUGGGGAUAUUGUCAUCUCUGCUUCUUGAUGGCUACGGCUCUCCGCUGUACCGCGCCUUGAUUGAGAGUGGGAUCGGCUCGUCUUUUACCCCCAAUACCGGCUUAGACACAUCUGGCAAGGUGCCAAUAUUUUCGGUCGGAGUGAACGGAAUCUCGGAAGCAAACGUCACUGAUGUCCAGAAGAGCAUACAAAAAGUGUAUGAAGAACAGUUAGCCAAAGGUUUUAACGACGAAAAGGUCCAAGGAAUGCUACACCAGUUGGAGCUUGCACUCAGGCAUAAGACCGCUAAUUUUGGAAUGGGAAUAAUGGAAAAGGUCAUCGCCUCCUGGUUCAAUGGAUCGGACCCCAUGAAGGACCUGGCCUGGAACGAGAUGAUCAAUGGGUUCAAGAAGCGCUACGAAAAGGGAGGGUAUCUGGAAGGGCUGAUGCAGAAAUAUUUUAUGAACGACAAGUACAUGGCGUUCACAAUGAAUGGAGAUCCCACGUACAACAAUUCGCUGGUGGAAUAUGAGACCACUCGCAAGGAGACAAUGAUGAAUGAACUCAGCCAAAAAUAUGGCUCAAUGGAGCUUGCUAAAGAGCAGCUCAAGAAAGAAGAGUUAGAGCUACUUAACGUCCAGGAGGCAGCGCAGCAAGCUGAUCUUUCCUGUCUACCCACCCUUACAGUCAGCGAUAUUUCCCGACAAAAGGAGAAGAAGCCACUGAGUGAGUCGAAAAUUGACAACGUUGACGUUGUCUGGCGACAAGCCCCGACGAAUGGCCUUUCAUAUAUUCAAGUAUUGAACGCCCUCAACGACCUUCCUGAUCAUCUCAGGCUAUUGAUUCCUCUAUUCAAUGACUGCAUCAUGCGUCUCGGCACCACCAACAGACGCAUGGAACAAUGGGAGGACCUGAUUAAGCUGAAGACCGGUGGAAUAAUCUCGUCCACCUUUUCUGCAGCCUCUCCUCUGGCUCUGGACAAAUUCUCAGAAGGCAUCCAGUUCUCUGGUUUCGCUCUUGACAAGAACAUCCCCGAUAUGUUUGAAAUCCUGACCACGCUCGUGAACGAGAGCGCAUUUAGCGGGCCCGACGCGCCCAAGAUGAUUGAGGAGCUGCUCAAGUCCAGCUGCAAUGGUGCGUUGGACUCUGUGGCGGCGACGGGACACCGUUUUGCGGUGAACAUGGCUUCCUCCACGCUGUCUCGAAAGUUCUGGGCUGAAGAACAGACCUCCGGCCUUUCUCAAAUCCAGAAAAUGGCCCAAUUACUUCAAGACGCCCAGAAAUCCCCCGAGAAGCUUCAGGAGCUGAUUGGUCAUCUUCAGACAAUCCAGUCGUUUGCUCUUGGGAGAUCGUCGAACCUCCGGAUUCGCGUUGUUUGCGAGCCUGAGAUGCGAGGAGAAAAUGAAGCGAUACUCCAGCGAUGGUUGAACGGUCUCCAUUCGAACAGCAGCCCAAUGCCUGCACCGGGCGCUGCGUUCCCUAAGCCAUCAUCGGACAAAGUGCUCUAUGACCUCCCCUUCCAGGUGUCAUAUUCAGGCUUGGCCAUGGAGACCACCCCGUACGUGAGCACUUCGAGUGCACCGCUCAGUGUCCUUGCCCAGCUUCUGACGCAUAACUACCUUCACCCUGAAAUACGAGAAAAGGGGGGUGCGUACGGUGCGGGUGCCAGCAACGGUCCAGUCAGAGGUAUAUUCACCUUCUCGAGCUACCGCGAUCCGAACCCAAUGAACACACUCAAAGUGUUCAACAACAGCGGCGUGUAUGCCAGAGACCGGGCCUGGGCGCAGCGAGAACUGGACGAGGCCAAGCUGAGCAUCUUCCAGUCGCUCGAUGCCCCCGUCAGCGUUGAGGAGGAAGGCCACCGCUACUUUAUGAGCGGAGUCACGCAUGAGAUGGACCAGAUGUGGCGUGAACAGGUGCUUGAUGUGACUGCGGCAGACGUGAGCGAGGCAGCGCAGAGGUAUCUUGUCGAAGCAUCUCAGCGGUCUUUCUGUCUGCUGGGCCAGAAGAAGGGAGACUGGCCUGAGCUUGAAGGUUGGGAAGUGAAGAAGAUAUCUAUGAGCCCCGGAGAGCCCUCCGCUGCGGCAUGA